Molecule: messenger RNA, 1324 nt
Organism: Varroa destructor (honeybee mite)
Lineage: Eukaryota; Metazoa; Arthropoda; Arachnida; Mesostigmata; Varroidae
Gene: mRpL45
Product: mitochondrial ribosomal protein L45
Cellular component (GO): mitochondrion
Source: RefSeq, a predicted model, not a curated record
UUCGAAGACUCGGAAGUCCGCGUAUUAGUAAAAACUCGGAACGAACACAUGCACUGCAGCUGAGUCGAUGAUAGUACACAAAGUGGAAGAUCGAUUUUCACAAUGUUUGUGCGCGGAUUUGCUGGUGUGUCAAAAGUUCUUUUGAAUUUUGAGAAAUUAUGUGCGGAACCACGUCGCGAAAUGGGGCAUCGAUUUCGUGGUCACAUGCCUAAUCGGCAUCGCGACCCCAAGUGGAAGAAAUACCGUGCAAACCAAACAUUUCGCUUGAAACUUCCUGAUUAUGAAGAGAUGCGGAAAGAUUUUUCACAUUUGAGCCCUGAUGAGAUAAGAAGUCUUAUGAAGGAAAAAGGCAUUGUGCCAGGCCGCCUCUGGAUUGAGAAACCGGUGUUCAUGUCCUGUACUGGGACGGUUAUCGACGCGUUUGUGCCUCCAGAAGGUGAUGGUAAAGCUACAAUUUUAUCCAAGACAGGAGCACUGCAACAGAUGAGGAAAUUGGAGAAAAAGGGAAAAUCACUUAUGCAAUUAAGAAAAAUUCGUCAAUUUGAUGAGGACUUCGAUUUGGAAGAAUUUGCGCAGCAAGCGCACACUAUCUACGAGGAAGCUCAUCUCGCUCUCGCUAAUGGUGAUAAGAAGAAAUUAGGAAAUCUGGUGACAGAACGCUGUUAUCCGGAAAUGCUUGCUAACACGGAGCUCAAGACACUUCGCUGGUCGCUCAUAAAAAGCAUUGAGCCCGCUCGAGUGGUACAUAUUCGUACUCAGGAUUUACUCAACAAAGAUAACAUCUUUGCUCAGGUGACCGUUCGCUUGCACACCCAGCAGACGCUUGCAAUCUAUGAUCGUUUCGGAAGGUUAAUGCACGGAUCGGAGGCGAUCACGAAGGAUGUUCUAGAGUAUGUCGUAUUCGAAAAGCAUAUGUCAAAUGAGUACGGUCAAUGGAAGCUUCAUGCAAAAAUCAUACCGGAGUGGCAGCCCGUAAAAUCCCCUGAAAUUCUAACGAAUAUAGUUGAAGGCAGCCCUGUUAAUAAUGAAAAUUUGCCUGCAAAUUUGUCUGAGAAGCUAUGAAGCAAGAACAGCCACAACUGGCUGCCACUUAGUUAUAUGGCUAAAAGUAGGAAGGGUUGAACCAGUGUGGGUGAGUGGAGUGGACGGCCACUGCUGUGACAAGCGAAGGUGAUUUAGAGAGUGAAAAGUUCCUUUCAGGGAAAUACUAGACGCGAUUACAUUUUUAUCUUAGCUGCAUAAAAUAUCGGAGAAAAGAUGAGGGAACUUAUGUACACGCAAAAUGAAUAAAGUAGAAAGAGCACUUAUGUACACGCAAAAUGGA